Molecule: messenger RNA, 768 nt
Organism: Dovyalis caffra
Lineage: Eukaryota; Viridiplantae; Streptophyta; Magnoliopsida; Malpighiales; Salicaceae
Source: the annotation of a GenBank genome assembly
AUGAGUUUGAGUUACUCCACCACCUCUGGUGGCAUUUCUUCUUCCACCUGCUUUACUUGCCCACCCAAAACCCCUCCUCACAGCACUAUCCGCACUGUAAUUCGAGCAUCUAAAGUUGAACCAUCGGAGAAGUCAGUGGAAAUUAUGAGGAAGUUCUCGGAGCAGUAUGCUCGUAAAUCCGGAACUUAUUUCUGCGUCGAUAAAGGAGUCACUUCUGUUGUGAUUAAGGGGUUGGCAGACCAUAAAGAUUCGCUGGGUGCACCUCUUUGCCCUUGUAGGCAUUAUGAUGAUAAAAGUGCAGAGGCUGGGCAGGGCUUUUGGAACUGUCCAUGUGUCCCCAUGAGAGAGAGAGCAGAAGUUAUCUUGUUAUUUUUGAUUGAGAGGAAUUAUGCCCCUGCGUUAGUGGGGGGAUACUAUGGGAGAUACCAUGGUGGCUUGGUUGCUUUUGGCUUUGAUCCAGUACCCUGUACAUUGUUAGCUUCAUUUUUAGUAGCAGAAAACAAAGAAGGUCUUGCAGAGAUACCCAACCCAAGAGCCACACAAAAUACAAAACAAUGGAUUGGGGUGGAUGAUAAAGGAUACACUGAUGUCCUGUCAUGUUUAGUGGACGUGGCAAGUGAACAAGGUGGUAUUAUGACUGCUUCUUUCCCUGAUUUAAUUAGGAAGGAGUGCCACUGCAUGCUCUUUCUCACUCCAGAUAAUGAUUUUGCUGGAAAGGAUCAGACAGUCUCUUUGGAAGAGAUCAGGGAAGCAACAGCAAAUAUGUGA